GCGUCAUGGUUGCCAGGCGAAAGCUAACCUCUAACAAAGCCGGGUCUCGCUCCACCUCUUCUGUCGCUCCAAGCCAAGGCCGGUACCGCCCUUGCCCAAGUUCUACUGCUUUCCCUCUGCCAAGGGUGCCAGGCACCGAAUCUCUCGCCGUACUUCCCACCUGAGGAAGGCACCAGGUGUCAGCUGGUGUCAGACAGCUUAUUUGGGAGCGAACCUCAGGCCAACCAAUCAAUGCCUCAGACGGAUAAGCAAAUAUGCAUUCCCCCGGAGCUGCCUGAAUUGCUGAAGCAAUUUACCAAAGCUGCCAUUCGGACCCAGCCACAGGAUCUCAUCCAGUGGGCUGCUGAUUAUUUUGGAGCUAUGACCCGCGGAGACAUUCCUCCAGUGAGAGAUCGGUCUGAGCCAGUUGCUUCAUCUAACUUUGCAGAGCUUACACCUGAGCUGUUGAAGAUCCUGCAUUCUAGGGUUGCUGGCAGACUGAUUAUCCAUGUCAAUGAGCUGGCCCAGAUGUGGAAGGUGCUGAGUCUCCCACCAGAGCUGUUAAAUAGUGUGAUAAAUGUGGGCCGCUUCACGGAGGAGAUUGAGUGGCUGAAGUUUUUAGCUCUGGCUUGCAGCUCUCUUGGUGUUACCAUUUCCAAAACUCUCAAGAUAGCAUGUGAAGUUCUAUCAUCUGACCAUGAUUGUGGACCUGCCCGGAUCCCUUUCAGCACCUUCCAGUUUCUCUACACAUAUAUUGCUGAAGUGGACGGGGAGAUCUCUGCAUCACACGUCAGCCGAAUGCUGGCCUACAUCGAACAGGAAGUAAUUGGUCCUGAUGGCUUAAUCAAAGUGAAUGACUUUACCCAAAACCCCAGGGUUCGGCUGGAGUGAAUGCACAUUUUUGGAAUUUUAGAGGAAGAUACAGAGAUGGUUGUGCUUCAGAAUAGCUGAACCCCAUACACCAUCCACUGUCCAUUUUCUUGUACAACUGGUACACACUAAUAAACAAUUAGGCAGACACGAAAUCAGAGAUGUGUGGAAUUAAAAUGUAAAAUUAUUGGAACAAAACGCCUUAAUAGAAGAUUAGUAUUCUCCCCACAUGGACACUAAGUGCAAGUGACUGAGGAGGCAUGGAUAGAAAAUGCUUCUCAAGUCAAAACCAGACUGUCAGAUUUUCAAAGGUAGAAUGUUAACCACACACAGUUUCGAUGUUUUGUGAUUGUUAGACACAACUUGGGUGAGUAUCUUUUACAUGGUCAGUCCGUAUUUUUAUCAGUUUAUUUCUCCAUUUGUUGGUACAAUUCUAGUCAUUCGUUCUUUCACUCACUCACCAAUAUUUACUGAGUUGGGCUGUAUGCCAG
Molecule: messenger RNA, 1340 nt
Organism: Phyllostomus discolor (pale spear-nosed bat)
Lineage: Eukaryota; Metazoa; Chordata; Mammalia; Chiroptera; Phyllostomidae
Gene: ROPN1
Product: rhophilin associated tail protein 1
Exons: 6
Coding region: 232-870 (212 amino acids)
Source: RefSeq, a predicted model, not a curated record